GGUCACCUGUGAGUUCCUGGAAGUUCUGCCAGCCCUUAACCCGGCCGGACCCGACCGACCCUAUCCUCGCCCGACCCACCAUGGGCCCUCCGUGCCGCAGCCUCUCCGCGCUCUUGCUGCUGCUGCAGGUCUCACCGUGGCUCUGCCAGGAGCCGGAGCCCUGUCAUCCCGGCUUUGGCGCCCAGAGCUACACGUUCACUGUGCCCCGGCGGCACUUGGAGAGAGGCCGAGUCCUGGGCAGAGUGAGUUUUGAAGGAUGUACCGGUCAACCAAGGACCAUCUAUGUUUCUGAUGACACCAGAUUCAAAGUGGGCACGGAUGGUGUGCUUACGGUCAAACGGCCUUUACAACUACAUCAUCCAGAGAUGAGUUUUCUUGUUCAUGCCUGGGACUCCACCCGCAGGAAGCUCUCCACCAAAGUGACACUGAAGGCAGCAGUGAGCGACCACCAUCGCCAUCGUCAUCGUGACUCUCUCCCUGAAAUCCAGGCAGAAGCGCUCACCUUUCCUGAAUCCCACCAUGGUCUCAGAAGACAGAAGAGAGACUGGGUUAUUCCUCCUAUCAGCUGCCCAGAAAAUGAGAAAGGCCCAUUUCCUAAGAAUCUGGUUCAGAUCAAAUCUAACAGGGACAAAGAAACUCAAGUUUUCUACAGCAUCACUGGCCAAGGAGCUGAUGCACCCCCUGUUGGUGUGUUUAUUAUUGAAAGAGAAACAGGAUGGCUAAAGGUGACGCAGCCUCUGGAUAGAGAAGCAAUUGCCAAGUACAUACUCUUCUCUCAUGCUGUGUCUUCAAAUGGGAAUGCGAUUGAGGAUCCAAUGGAGAUUGUGAUCACAGUGACAGACCAGAAUGACAACAGACCCGAAUUCACUCAGGCUGUCUUUGAGGGUUCUGUCAUGGAAGGUGCUCUCCCAGGAACCUCCGUGAUGCAGGUCACAGCUACAGACGCGGAUGACGAAGUGAACACCUACAACGCCGCUAUCGCUUAUGCCAUCGACAGCCAAGACCCUAUGCUGCCUCAUGACCACAUGUUCACCAUCAACAGGGACACAGGAGUCAUCAGUGUGCUCACCACUGGGCUGGACCGUGAGAAUUAUCCCACCUAUACCCUGGUGGUUCAUGCUGCUGACCUUCAAGGUGAUGGCUUAAGCACAACUGCAAAAGCUGUGAUCACGGUCAAUGACAUCAAUGACAACCCUCCCAUCUUUGACCCAACCAUGUACCAGGGGCAGGUUCCUGAGAAUGAGGCUGAUGUCAUAAUUGCUACGCUCAAAGUGACUGAUGCUGACGUCCCCAAUACCCCGGCAUGGAGGGCCAUGUACACCGUAUUAAAUGAUGAGGAGCAAUUUGUUGUCACCACAGACCCAGUAACCAACGAUGGCAUUUUGAAAACAGCUAAGGGCUUAGAUUUUGAGGCCAAGCAGCAGUACAUUCUCUACAUAGCAGUAAAGAAUGAGGCCCCCUUUGAGGUCACUCUGUCCACUUCCACGGCCACUGUCACCGUGGAUGUGCUGGAUGUGAAUGAAGCCCCCAUCUUCAUGCCUCUUCAAAAGAGAGUGGAGGUGCCUGAAGACUUUCCAGUGGGACAGGAAAUCACAUCCUACACUGCCCAGGAUCCAGACACAUUCAUGGACCAGAAGAUAACGUAUCGGAUUUGGAGGGAUAUUGCCAACUGGCUGGAAAUUAAUCCGGAAACUGGUGCCAUUUCCACUCGGGCUGAGAUGGACAGAGAAGAUUUUGAGCAUGUGAAGAAUAGUACAUACACCGCCCUCAUUAUAGCUACUGACAAUGGUUCACCACUUGCUACUGGAACGGGAACCCUUCUCCUAAUCCUCUCUGAUGUGAAUGACAAUGCCCCCGUACCAGAACCUCGAAAUGUGGAAUUCUGCCAGAGGAAUCCACAGCCUCAUAUCAUCAACAUCAUUGAUCCAGAUCUUCCCCCCAACACAUCUCCUUUCAGAGCAGAACUAACACAUGGGGCAAGUGUCAACUGGACCAUUGAGUACAAUGACCCAGAACACGAAUCUCUCCUUUUGAAACCAAAGAAAACCUUAGAGUUGGGUGACUACAAAAUAAACCUCAGACUCGAAGAUUACCAGAACAAAGAUCAGGUGACUACCUUAGAAGUGUUUGUGUGUGACUGUGAAGGGCCCGUCGGCAGCUGUAAGAGGAACGCGGCUUUUGCUGAAGCAGGAUUGCAGGUUCCUGCCAUCCUGGGGAUUCUUGGAGGCAUCCUUGCUUUGCUAAUCCUGAUUCUGCUGCUUCUACUGUUUGUUCGGAGGAGACGGGUGGUCAAAGAGCCCUUACUGCCCCCAGAAGAUGACACCCGGGACAAUGUUUAUUACUAUGAUGAAGAAGGAGGUGGAGAAGAGGACCAGGAUUUUGACUUGAGCCAGUUGCACAGGGGCCUGGAUGCUCGGCCCGAAGUGACUCGCAAUGAUGUGGCACCAACCCUCCUGAGUCUGCCCCAGUAUCGGCCCCGCCCUGCCAAUCCUGAUGAAAUUGGAAACUUUAUUGAUGAAAAUUUGAAGGCGGCUGAUAGUGACCCCACUGCUCCCCCGUACGACUCUCUGCUCGUGUUUGAUUAUGAAGGAAGUGGUUCCGAAGCUGCUAGUCUGAGCUCCCUGAACUCCUCGGAGUCAGACCAAGACCAGGACUAUGACUACCUAAAUGAAUGGGGCAAUCGCUUCAAGAAGCUGGCAGAUAUGUACGGAGGUGGUGUGGAUGACUAGGGAACUCAAGACAGAUGAGAAGAGAGAUGGGUCCCUAUACUCAUGUGAUGGGAAAUGUAGGAAUACUUUUUCUGGUGGUCUUUCAGCUCCCUUCACUUAGGAUGAAUUUCUGGGGAAGAGAGACUGUGAUCGGUGAUGCAGUUAGGAUAGUUAUAAUUUCUACUUUAUAGAUCUAAUCUGUGUGUAGUAGAAAGAUUUUGACUUAUUCCUUGAAUCCUUUUUUUCUUUCAUCACUCUUUAUAAGCCUGCAAUUUGCAGCUUAUCUUAAGGCUUUUGUCUUAUUUUUUAAAGGAAGGGGAGGGGUCAAUUGCCCUAUU
Molecule: messenger RNA, 3046 nt
Organism: Molossus molossus (Pallas's mastiff bat)
Lineage: Eukaryota; Metazoa; Chordata; Mammalia; Chiroptera; Molossidae
Gene: CDH1
Product: cadherin 1
Exons: 16
Coding region: 81-2729 (882 amino acids)
Biological process (GO): cell morphogenesis; homophilic cell-cell adhesion; cell-cell junction assembly
Cellular component (GO): adherens junction; catenin complex; plasma membrane
Molecular function (GO): cadherin binding; calcium ion binding
Source: RefSeq, a predicted model, not a curated record